AUGGGAAUUGAGUUGUCGGCAGAGACAAGAAGUGUUAACACAAAGCAGCAUCUGGGUGAACUUCCUUCAUUUGUUUCCCUCAUAAUGGAAAGAGUUUCUUUGUUUAAGAAACUUGAUUAUGAUGCAAAUAUAGAUUUGGACCAACUGACGGUUAAUGAGUACCCACUAGGUGUGGGCUUGUCCCCUCAUAUAGACACCCAUUCAGCAUUUGAGGGAUCAAUUUUCAGCCUCUCAUUAGCAGGGCCUUGCAUAAUGGAGUUCAGAAAGUAUCCAGAAGGUGGUUGGCUUUCAAAACCUGCCUCGAAUAGUGACAGGGAGGUUGAAGGUUCGGGCAGUGGCUCAAAUUUCUUGGGGAAGGCUAUUUAUCUUCCACCUCGAUCAAUGCUCUUGUUAUCUGGAGAGGCAAGAUAUGCCUGGCACCAUUACAUCCCACACCAUAAGGUUGAUGUUGUGAAGGACAGUGUGAUCAGGAGGGGGUCGAGAAGAGUAUCUUUCACAUUUCGCAAGGUCAGGAAAGAACCUUGUCAAUGUAGAUUUCCUCAAUACUGUGAUUCUCAGAGAUAA
Messenger RNA from Ilex paraguariensis (yerba mate), 564 nucleotides. The record is from the annotation of a GenBank genome assembly. Lineage: Eukaryota; Viridiplantae; Streptophyta; Magnoliopsida; Aquifoliales; Aquifoliaceae.